This is a messenger RNA of Exophiala aquamarina CBS 119918, 4062 nucleotides long. RefSeq lists its product as uncharacterized. Lineage: Eukaryota; Fungi; Ascomycota; Eurotiomycetes; Chaetothyriales; Herpotrichiellaceae. Gene Ontology annotation, molecular function: protein binding. The transcript has a single exon. The record is from RefSeq and is a predicted model, not a curated record. The coding region runs from base 1 to 4062 and encodes 1353 amino acids.
AUGGCUUCAACACAGGAAGAUGAUAUGUACCUCUUCCAAGGCGGCCUGGAUCAGACCCCAUCUUUCGCCGGCCAAGAUUUCGAUACUUUCUUGACUUCUCCAGCUCCCGACUCCAGCGUCCAGAACGGCAACGCUGUUUUCCUCAAUCCAAAUGACCUGUCCAUCAAGCGCGAGGCCGACGAUUCUACCGCCUUCCCUUCAAAUUCCGCCUUCUCGCGCUCGCCAAGAGGCUCCGGUUCCGGUUCCAGCAGCUCUUCGUCAGACUCUCCAAACUACUGGCUGAAUAAUGCAAAGGAAUCAAAUAUCUCGCCCCGUGCUCAUAACAACCUCCAGGCCGCAUGGGGAAGUGGAAUCAACGGCUUCUCCAUGCCUUCAAAUGAGCAGAUAUUCGACGAUACCGCGAUGGCCGGUAUGGAUCCGGACUUCGAAACGAGUAACCAGCAGAUGGCUUCAGACUUUGACUUUGACACUGCCGCCAGCACACCAAGUGGCUUUGACCCCCUGACAGCGAACAAUCUCAAGCCCUCCAUCGCUCCCCAGCAUUUGGCGCGACAGCCAAAUUACACCACAUUCCCCAAACAGCCUUCAACGAAGGCAUUCCCAAAUCCUGGCCAACCUCAGUUCUUCUUCCCUGGAUCUAGAGAAGCUUCCCCUCUCAAUGCAAUGCUCCCAAACCAGGGUCAGUCCCCCUGGAACAAGCAUUCGCCUUCUUCUGGCCUGGAGGAAACAUUCAACCAUAUCACCAUGAAUGGUGAUUCGCCCGGGAAUGCGACCUUCUCCCCUAAUCUGCAAUUUUCAGCUACGGGUUUCACGUUCGAUCCCGAGUCAAGUACAACACCUUCUACGUUCAAUAAGGACACUUCAUCACCACCGUCAACAAUAAACUCUGCCGAGGGUGCGCCUCUCCUCACCGUUCAUCCCACCUCUCUCAAAUCCCGCGUGGAGACUCAGAUCCCAAUCAAAUUAACCUUGUCCCAGCUGCCCGCAGCCAUCAAGAAGGUGAGGCUUCCGAGACAUACCGUAUCAAAGCCAAAAUUCCUCGCGAAACCCCAGCCAGAGCGCUCUGCGGACAUCUACGAGCUACACACUUCUCUGGUCUGCACUAGUGCCAUGCAGGAUCCUGUCAAGUUGCAGAGGGCAUGGGCCCGGGCUAGAGGCGAAGACCUGAGUCCUUAUACACGGCCAAGUCCCGCCUCAUCUAAUGACUCUCAAACAUCCAAAGACGAUGAGGACAAACCAUUGAAUGGGGGGGAAGUCCGAAUCUGUACUGGCUGUAUUCAGAGAGAGCGCAAGAGAGCAUCUAGAAAGAAGCAAAAGAAACCAGAGGAGGAAGAAAUGUUUCAACGGGAUGAAGAGCGGAGAGUGGUCGUUUUCAACACAAACGAGAUUAAGGAAUGGGUUGAAGCUGCCCCCGAAAAUCCAGCGCGUCUGAUCAAAGGACCCGACGGCCAGACUUCCACGGGCCCAGUCCAAGUUGAGCUGCCCAUGCGCAUAGCCUGCUAUUGCCGACAUCAAAAUGAAAAGAUGGGUUUCCAAGUCAUCUUCACCAUCAAAGACUAUCGAGAGAAGGUCAUCGCCCAAGCCAUGACCAAUCCUAUUAUGAUCACUGACGAUCACAAAACGCACAAUGUUCCAGCAGUCGCAACCAGCGUGCCCAAUCCAUUGUCAACUCAAGGACCUCAGCUACCUGGCGCCGGGGUAUUUUCGUCCACUGGACCAGAAGCACCUCAUGGAAGUGCCCUGAAUACCAAGUCGUUCAAGCAGUCCUUCUCUACUACAGACCUCCAUGGCUUGCAACAUAAUUUCAAUCCCAACUUUCCGAUGGCCCCAUCGAGUAACCCUUUUGCGGUUUCCUCUACACUCUCGAAUCAAACAUCAACCACGCUCACGCCGAGGAACCUUUCGCGUCCCGCGUCUCCUAAUGGCCCCUCUGGACCAAACACCAAGCGGAGAAAACAAAGUGGCUCCGGGAAAUUACCAUCUGGCUUGACCAUGACCCGCCUGGAUACUUCGCAAGCGUCUGCUGCGCCUGCAACGAUGCCUAACACAGCCGCUUCCUCCCCCUACGCCCCAAAUAUGUCCGCCUACAUUAGCCACAGUGAUAGACCGUUCGCUGUACCUCAAAGAUCGGCUCCAUUCGGCACCAGCCCCCCAACUCCAAACGGGCAUGACACAUCAUUCUUGUCCAACGUCAACCGCUCUUUCAGCUUGGAAAAUUUGCCGCGUCAAGUCCUGAUCUCUGCCCCUCCUUCUCGCCAGCCCAGUCGACCUGGUAGCCCAGGAUCGGCACGCAACAGCUUCGGAGCAGCGGAUGCUGCCUUUGGGCAAGCCGUCACCAACUCAUUAAUAGGACAGGGCCAACCCACACGACGCCCUCCUCCAUUAAUCCAUAAGCUUGUUCCUGCAGAAGGUUCGGUCACGGGUGGGACAGAAGUCACAGUUCUCGGCAAUGGCUUCUACCAAGGCUUGGAGGUCAUGUUUGGUGACACCGAGGCUACAACGACAACGUUCUGGGGUGAGAAAUGCCUAAAUUGCAUUGCUCCUCCGGCCUUACAACCCGGUGUUGUCGCCGUACUCUUCAAACACGACCGUAGCCAGUUCACUGGUAUGCAGCAGCAAUCUCAAUCACGACCUUCCUUAUUUACCUAUGUUGAUGACCGAGAACUGGAGACUUAUCGUCUCGCUCUUACUACUGUCGGCAAACAGAUGGCUCACCCAACUGAAGACCCGUGGACAACAGCACAACAAAUUAUUCAACAAGGUCAGGCUCAUGCGAUGUGGCCCCCUCAUGGCAACUAUGGCAUGGGCAGUGGACAUCAAAGAGGCUCGGGAGCUAACCAAGGCAUCCCAAUUGAUGCCCUUGAGCUAGAAGCCUCAAUGUUACGUGUGUUAGAACACACGGACGAUGCUAGACGUGUCAGACCUCCAAGAUUUGAUGUCCGGAGGCCAUCCGGGCUCACUCUGUUGCAUUUGGCUGCCUCCCUGGGCCUCACUCGAUUUGUUGCAGGACUUCUCGCCAGGGGAGCAGAUCCAAAUUUGACUGACAACAACGGGCAUACACCUAUGCACCAUGCCGCAAUGAAUGGACAUACGCAUGUCAUCCAUCGUCUCCGGCUGGCUGGCGCAGAUCAUAAGAUUCGCAGCAUUCGAAACUUCACACCUGCUGACCUCGCCACAUCGCUCCUCUCUUACCAAGCCACGAUGAGUGCCAUGGAGCACUAUCGAUCUCGAAGCGCCGGAGCCACGCCGAUAAUGCUACAUAGUCGGAGCACCUCGUCCCUGCGCUCUUUCUGGGACAAUGCUUCUAACGUACAGACCUCCACGGAUCUAGGUGCGUCGGAUGAUUCAGACGACUCCGAAAGCGAUGGUGACGAGAUAUCCAUGAUAGUAUCGUCCAAAGAUUUGGAGCGUGGGAAUUCCAUGAAUCAGGUGAAUGCACGCAAAGCAGUCCUUAGUGGUCCCCAGUCACGGAGAAAUAGUGGACAGUAUAACGCUGUGCCUCCUGUGACUUUUCCUCCAAAGGAGCAGGGAGCCUCUGCACCUGCUGUGGCAGUGUCUGCUUUCAUGUUGGCCUGGCGCGACCAUCUCGUGGCUCAGCUUCAUCAGUUCAACGAAAGUGCCCAAUCGGUGAUGCCAAACCUUGGCAACAUGAAUGGCCCGUUGGCGACGCUGCAAGAUUACCAGGCGAAUCUGAUGGUUCGACGAGUUAGUUCACUAUGGCCGCAACGUCCGAACUCCAGGCAGCAAGGUGGUAAUCGUGAAGGUUGGUGGGAGACACUAACAGGUGCCUCAUCUCCGACACCUUCUUCACCACCCGCUUAUGGCGAGCUGUACCCCGAUAAAGAGGGUAUGUCCACUGAUUGGAGCGUCAAGAAAUCGGUAAUAAUCGAGGCUGCCGCCGAGGCUGCAGCGGACCUUCACUUUGGGCAACGCGAGGAAAUAGCAAGCUCUUCACAUGGCGUGUCUCGGUUCUCGACCAAUCCACCGAUUGAAAGGAUCGAGUUAAGUCGAGACAGGAAAUUAUUCUUCUUCUGGGUACGUGUGUGCGAGAUUUGGCGAUGA